AGUGUUGUCCAUUACAUAUCCAUGCACGUGGGGUGAUUGCUUCAUAUACAUCUUCUGGAAUUCCUGGAAGACCUUUAUUUUGAUGUUUUUGUAGUCCGGAAGCGCGUAACAGUGCGUGGUCAACAGCUUACUACCAGAGUGUUCUCGACAUGUAGAUGGCUAGCUAGGUAACUUGUACGUAGAAGUAAUUUACAGAUGUUUACUAGAAACUGCUUGCAAUGCAGAUGACCGGAUCAACACAACUGUGCGGGUGGUUUUGAUACCUGGAGGGAAGAUAACGUUGUGCUACUCUUCAGCCUGUGCAGACUGUAUCUUCUAGACUCCUGAAACAAACUUGAACCUCCCACCCACACACAUGAACACGGCAUUCCUCUCAUGCUGGGCCAAGCGCCAUGCCUGACCGGGAUAGCGCCUACCUGGCAGGUGGUGGCGGAGGGGGCAGUGGCACAGGGGUGGGCUCAAGUAUAGGUGAAGAGGCAGGUGCAGGCUUGGGAGGGGUAGGAGAAGGCUGGGGGAGCAUUGGAGGAGGUGGGGGCUGCAUAGGAGGUCAUUCUGGGUCUUCCGUCAUGGGUGGAGGAGGGGCUCUAGGGAAUGGAAAUGGUGCUGGGGGGUUUGGCUCUGGUGCCAGCAUUGAUGGUGUAUGCAGAGAUUUCCUGCGGAAUGUUUGCAAGAGAGGAAAACGCUGCCGCUUCAGACACCUGGACUUUAACGAGGUGCCUGACUUGGGGGUCCAAAAAAAUGAGUUUGUCUUCUGCCAUGACCACCAAAACAAGGAAUGUGUGCGUUCAAAUUGCAGGUUCGUCCAUGGUUCUAAGGAGGACGAGGACUACUAUAAAAAGACUGGGGAACUUCCACUCAGGCUCAGGGGCAAGGUUGCUGCGGGGCUAGGCUUGUCUCCUACUGACCUCCCUUUGAGUCGUGGAGAAGUGCCCAUCUGCAGGGACUACCUGAAGGGUGAAUGCCAACGGGGCAACAAAUGCAAGUUUCGCCAUGUGAGGAAGGACUACGACUACGAACCACCACGUGUUGGGGUUGGAGGGGUCAUGGGUCCAGGCGGAGUUAGUGGAAUGGUAAAUGCAGGUGGGGUAGGAGUAGGGGGCACAGGCGUUGCAUGUGGAGGAAUGUCAGGGCUGGUCAGCGGAAGUGGCAGCAACAUGAUGGGAAUGGGGUGUUCUAACCUUGUAGGCUACAGGGAUCAGGGCAUGGCAGGUGGAGGGGUUGGUGGGGGAGGAGUUGGCAUAGGAGGCUUUCUUUCGACGGGGGCAUCUGGUCAGAGACGCUUCGAUCGAACUUCUUUGUAUGACCCCUUGUUUGAAAAUGGCCUGUUUGAGGCAGGGCCUAUGGAGACCCCUAUGGAUCAUGCCACGCUUCAGCUGAAGAGACGAAGGCUAGAGGGCCUCCGACUGGCAGAUGGGGCCGGAGUGGGACACUAUGAGUUGGGGGUGCAGGCCACCCUCCCAGUCCGCCCUUUUGAGUACAGGAUUCUAGAAGAAGAGAACACUCUCUUGCGGAGAAGAGUUGAGGAGCUAAAGAAACAGGUAUCAAAUCUUCUCGCCACCAAUGAGGUACUUCUGGACCAGAAUGCUCAGUUUCGGAGCCAGACCAAGGUCAUGACUCUUGUAUCAACCCCGGCGCCCUCAGAGCAGAUCAUGGCGCCCCCUGUGGGCUCAGUGAGCUCCUACAACCACGGCAUCGCUCAGACGCACACCACCCUGAGCAGCGCCUGCCUGCAACCCAGAGCCCUCAUCCAGCAGGACCUGGUGGCUUCGACAGGAGCUCAGACGGCCCCUCCAUCCAACGCUUCCCAGCCCACUGCACCCCCUCCCCACCUCAACCCUGAGAUUACCCCUCUGUCAGCAGCCCUGGCACAGACUAUUGCUCAGGGAAUGGCGCCAGCUGUUUCCAUGGCGCAAGUUGCCGUGUCUGUGGCACCGGUCGCCGUGACAUUGGCUCAGGCGAUGCCAGGCAUCACUAUGAGUCAUGCUACCACUCCAAUGGUGUCGUAUCCUAUUGCCAGCCAGAGUAUGAGAAUCACCACUCUUCCACACUGAGCCAUGUGACUCAGUGCCCUGUGACAAUGGCUGGGUGCCCUAGAUCUUUCCUGUCACCAUAUAUAUUAACACACCCGCAUAUCAUGCUAGUCAUUUGGAAAACUUGUGUAUUCAGUGGCUGUAUUUCUGAUAUGGCAAAUCAAAGGCUUCAUCCUGAUCUUCUGCUGUCAUGGACAGUGGUUUUUCAAGUGGUGUGAACACCUUUCAUGUCUUGACUUGUGAACAUGUGUGUGCCAAAGGGACUUCUGAAAUGUUGGCAUCAAAGUACACUUUGGUAAAUGUCAAGUAUUUGACAUGGGUCUUUGUUGAUAUGAACACAUUGCCCUGGAACAGAUGAGUACUAAACAAACAGACAUUAUGCUAUUUCUAGAAGACACUGAGUUUUGCAUUUGUUAUGGACUCUUUUCUGGCAGGUGGCUGUUUCUGAGUUUGUUUGGUAUUUUCCUUAAACUGAACCGUCACAGACAUAAGGUCUCACUCUUUCUAUUAUAUUGAUUUGGCUGUGCCAGGAAGUAUUAAAACCGAAUUCUUUACCUGUA
Molecule: messenger RNA, 2590 nt
Organism: Clupea harengus (Atlantic herring)
Lineage: Eukaryota; Metazoa; Chordata; Actinopteri; Clupeiformes; Clupeidae
Gene: zc3h10
Product: zinc finger CCCH-type containing 10
Biological process (GO): regulation of RNA splicing
Molecular function (GO): RNA binding; metal ion binding
Source: RefSeq, a predicted model, not a curated record